Gaeumannomyces tritici R3-111a-1 is the source of this 1023-nucleotide messenger RNA. RefSeq lists its product as hypothetical. Gene Ontology annotation, biological process: transmembrane transport. Lineage: Eukaryota; Fungi; Ascomycota; Sordariomycetes; Magnaporthales; Magnaporthaceae. The transcript has a single exon. Gene Ontology annotation, molecular function: transmembrane transporter activity. The coding region runs from base 1 to 1023 and encodes 340 amino acids. The record is from RefSeq and is a predicted model, not a curated record.
AUGUCGGCCGACUUUUGGGCCGGCUACAUCAGCGGCGCCGCCGGCAUCCUGAUCGGCAACCCGCUCGACGUCAUCAAGGUGCGCCUGCAGGCCACCACCACCAUCACCACCACCGCCACACCACCACUAGCACCGGCGUCACAAACCCCCGCUCGCCCGUGGGCCACCCUCCGCGCGCUGGCGGCCGGCACGGCGGCGCCGGUGCUGGGGUACGGGGCGCUCAACGCGCUGCUAUUUGUGUCGUACAACCGCGCCGAGGCGCUCCUCAACGGCGGCGGCGCCAGCAGCACGACCGGGUCGAACCUGUGGACGACGUGGGCGGCCGGCGCCGCGGGCGGGCUGGCCACGUGGGCCGUCAGCACGCCGACGGAGCUGGUCAAGUGCCGCGCGCAGCUGGCGCAGCCGUCGUCGUCGUCGUCGUCGAGCAGCAGCAGUUGGGCAGUCGCGAGGCACGUCUGGCGCCGCGAGGGCGGCGUGCGCGGCUUCUACCUCGGCGGGGCCGUGACGGCGCUGCGGGACGGCGUCGGGUACGGCUUCUACUUUUGGUCGUACGAGCUGUGCUCGCGCUGGAUGCGGCGCUGGGACGGGGACGGCGGGGGCGGUAGAGGUGGUGGUGGUGGUGGUGGGGAGGCGGCGCGCGUGCUGCUGUGCGGCAGCGUGGCGGGAGUCGUGACGUGGGCCAGCAUCUUCCCGCUCGACACCAUCAAGACGCGCGUGCAGGCGCAACAGGUCGGCGCGCUGGGGGCGGCGGUAGCAGCGGCGUCAGAGGGGAGCCCGCUCCUGCCGUCGGCUUCGGACGCGCCAGACCGCAGCCGCCGGCUGGGCGCCGUCGAGGUGGCGCGGGAGGCAUACCGCGAGGGAGGGGUUCGCGUCUUCUUCCGGGGCCUGACGGUGUGCAGCGUCCGCGCCUUCGUCGUCAACGCCGCCCAGUGGGCCGUCUAUGAGUGGAUCAUGCGCGAAAUGGGCCAGGGCCGGGAGUUGCGGGCUUCGGCGAGCGCCGAGGCCAUGGAGGCGGCGGCAUAG